Messenger RNA from Ceratosolen solmsi marchali, 634 nucleotides. RefSeq names its product DNA polymerase epsilon subunit 3 Chrac-14 (gene Chrac-14). Gene Ontology annotation, biological process: DNA damage response; leading strand elongation; heterochromatin formation. The record is from RefSeq and is a predicted model, not a curated record. Gene Ontology annotation, cellular component: CHRAC; epsilon DNA polymerase complex. Lineage: Eukaryota; Metazoa; Arthropoda; Insecta; Hymenoptera; Agaonidae. Bases 180 to 551 code for a protein of 123 amino acids. Gene Ontology annotation, molecular function: protein heterodimerization activity; chromatin DNA binding. The transcript is spliced from 3 exons.
UCGCUCUCGGAAUGCCUUUCAAAGAAAAAUCCUGGCGGGAAAGAUUAGAUAGAAAUGGUCUGCUUACACUUAUCUGCCGACCGGUCUUUAUAAAUCAGUAUCAUAAAUUUUUUUAGUUGAAUUAUUAUUUAUAUGAUAGAAGUAAUCGUAGCUUGUCUUUUAAAAUUGAAGAAACCAAUAUGGCCGAAAAAUUAGAAGACUUGAAUUUACCUAACGCUGUAGUAACGAGGAUAGUGCGAGAAGCCUUACCCGAUGGUGUUACUGUAGCCAAAGAAGCUCGAGCUGCAGUAGCAAAAGCAGCUUCGAUAUUUAUUUUAUACUUAACAUCGUCCGCAAACAUAAUUGCUAAGAAAAGUAAUCGAAAAACUGUUAGUGGUCAAGAUGUUAUACAAGCUAUGGAGGACAUAGAAUUUGAUCAAUUUAUCGCGCCUUUACAAGAAGCAUUGGAGAACUUUAAGAAAAAUCAAAAGGAAAAGAAAGAUGCUUCAACAAAGAAAAAACAACAGAAGAAAGAUGAAGAUGACUCUGGAGAAAUACACGAAGAUGAGUGAAUUCGGCACAUAGGACAUUCUAUUAAAAUCAUAUCUGCGCAUUUUGCACAGCAGCACAAGUGUCCACAAGGCAAGAAAAUAAC